AUGAAGCGGCUGUAUGUGAAUCUGGUGACGCGGAAUUGGGAGAGUGGGAUUUAUGCACUGCGCCGCCUCAAUCCCGAUGUGCACCUCUUCUACCAGUCAAGAAAUGACGCAAAAGAAGUAGCAGAGAUCAACACGAUGGAUUCUGCAGCAGAUGAUAGCAUCAAGAUGAAAUCAGCAGCAGAUGCGAACAACAAGACCAAGAGAUCCAGUCCAAGGAUGCAUAGCCUGCGGCCGCUGCCUAAACCAAUCGCCAAAUUCGAUCCGUCACCGUCCGGCCUGUGGAUCAAUGACGGCCUGGAGUGGUUCGAGCUCCUGGGCCCCCGCCGCAGCGAAAGCAGGGUCGUCAACGCCAACGUGGCCGGCGACACCGUGCUAUACGACGCCGACGAGGGCAUCAUCCUCAACUUGCCUUCGCUCCACGAGCCCAAGGGAACCAACCCCGUCUGCCUCUCAAUCACCCACCCCGACGCUGAGGAAGACGCUCUCUAUGUCAUGGACCGCUAUCCCGGCCGGGCCCUUGCGCGGCGUAACACUGGCGGUCCUGGCAUGCACUCCUGCUUCGAGGUGCUCGAGUGCAGGCCCAGCUCCAGAUUUCUGGACGACAGCAUGAAGGGGUGGGGUUGGCGGCCUCUCCCGCCGCCGCCCUUCAUCUACGAGCAUGGGUAUGAACCCACCAGGAUCAUGUCCUACACAGUUGUUGGCGAUGGAACUACCUUGUGCAUCUCGUCAGAUAGGAAUGGCAUCGGGACCUACUGCUUUGACACAGUGCGCGCCGAUGAUACCCACCGCUUAGGGUGGGAUUACCGGGAUGAAUGGAGGCACGUUGGGAAUUGGGCGCUGCCCUUCUACGACAAAGCAGAGUAUGUCCCUGAAUUCAAGCUAUGGUUUGGCUUCAGUCCCCCCAGGCCAAACCACCUGUGCGCCGUUGACCUGUCCACCAUGGACCAUGGCCAACCGCCCAUUGUGCAUCAUGUUUGGGAAGAUCUUGAUCAGCCUGAGGAAGAGGACUGGGUACCAACGCAUUUCAGGAUACUGAACCUUGGCUCUGGCAAGUUUUGUGUUGCUAAAAUCAUUAGCGCAGAGGCAACUGGCAUGAAAUUUUCGGUGCUCACUGGCAUCGAGAUGGUGCACGACAAAGAUGAUCAGAGCCUCCGGAUGUUCAAGCACAAGAGUAAACGCUACAUGUUCAGCACGCCAGAUGUAAUCCACUGGGUUAUCUGA
Triticum turgidum subsp. durum (durum wheat) is the source of this 1221-nucleotide messenger RNA. NCBI's taxonomy places the organism in Eukaryota, Viridiplantae, Streptophyta, Magnoliopsida, Poales, Poaceae. The record is from the annotation of a GenBank genome assembly.